Molecule: messenger RNA, 1106 nt
Organism: Coregonus clupeaformis (lake whitefish)
Lineage: Eukaryota; Metazoa; Chordata; Actinopteri; Salmoniformes; Salmonidae
Product: ferritin, middle subunit-like
Exons: 4
Coding region: 234-764 (176 amino acids)
Biological process (GO): intracellular iron ion homeostasis; iron ion transport
Cellular component (GO): cytoplasm
Molecular function (GO): ferrous iron binding; ferric iron binding
Source: RefSeq, a predicted model, not a curated record
UUGGAACAAUAAAUAGAGCGAACAAGGCUUCUUCACCUCCACAUCUCUGGGAAGACGCAUGAAGAAGUUCUUGCUUCAACAGUGAUUGAACGGAACUCUUCUGCCAUCCUCCAGCACUAUAUAACAUUCCGGAUUUAUAACUUAACACGUACUUGAACUCUAAUAGCAACAUAGUCUAAGAAAUUGUAUUUUUGUACCGUUCAUUUUGAUAUAAAAGGAGAAAAUCUGCCAAAAUGGAGUCUCAGAUCCGUCAGAACUAUCACCGCGACAGCGAAGCUGCCAUCAACCGGAUGAUCAACAUGGAGAUGUUUGCCUCUUACACCUACACUUCGAUGGCUUUCUAUUUCUCCCGUGACGAUGUGGCUCUGCCUGGCUUCGCUCAUUUCUUCAAGGAGAACAGCGACGAGGAGCGCGAGCACGCCGACAAGCUGCUCUCCUUCCAGAACAAGAGAGGUGGACGCAUUUUCCUCCAGGACAUCAAGAAGCCAGAUCGUGAUGAGUGGGGCAAUGGCCUGGAGGCCAUGCAGUGUGCUCUGCAGCUGGAGAAGAAUGUGAACCAGGCCCUGCUGGACCUGCACAAGAUUGCCUCCGACAAGGUCGACCCCCAUCUGUGUGACUUCCUGGAGUCCCACUACCUGAAUGAGCAGGUGGAAGCCAUUAAGAAGCUGGGCGACCACGUCACCAACCUCACCAAGAUGGAUGCUGUCAACAACAAGAUGGCCGAGUACCUGUUUGACAAGCACACCCUGGGAGGGCAGAGCUAAACCACGUCCAGGCUACAGCCUCCAGCCUCAUACAAGGACUCCUGAAUGUUCUGCUCUAUUCUGCUGCCUUUGCAUCUAUAAGGAGGAGAAGGUGUUGAACUGGUACAGCGCAAUGCACAACAGCUAUAAUGUUGACAAGUUUGUAAAAAGAUCACAAGUUGUUGCUGAUGUUUUCUAAAUGUUGCCAGCUGUAGUAAUGGAUGUUAGUCUAUUCAGGUGCUUUGUCUUUGUGCUGUCUUACUGAGCAUUUCAAUACCUAAAACAAGGGUUUUCUUCACUAGGUGUAACUGGUCAUUUUCAAUCUGCACAGAAUCUGAAGAAUAAAACCUUUUUUGAGCUGGA